Acytostelium subglobosum LB1 is the source of this 2346-nucleotide messenger RNA. RefSeq lists its product as hypothetical. Gene Ontology annotation, biological process: regulation of small GTPase mediated signal transduction; activation of GTPase activity. The record is from RefSeq and is a predicted model, not a curated record. The transcript is spliced from 4 exons. The coding region runs from base 1 to 2346 and encodes 781 amino acids. Gene Ontology annotation, cellular component: cytoplasm. Gene Ontology annotation, molecular function: GTPase activator activity. Lineage: Eukaryota; Evosea; Eumycetozoa; Acytosteliales; Acytosteliaceae.
AUGGCCACAACAAUAGACUAUAAUAAUAAUAAUAAUUCAAAGAAUAGCGUACCAAAUAUAUCAUUCAGCCCGCCCCCAGUCGACCAGGCGGCAGGUGGAAUCAUGCUCACAGAAGAAGAGCGUAGAGCGGAACUCAAACAACUACUUUCAUCAACCAUCCCAUGUCUCAUGAUCGGCGUCGAAGAAGCCGAAACAGACAUCACCAGCAUAUUCAACCUGGACGACCUCACCGAGAAGCGUUCAUCAUGCCAGCUACUCAUCGGACUCUCAAAGAUACUCAAGGAAUACCCAAAGGGUAUGGGAUAUAUACCAAGACCACUACCAUCAGCACUUAGUCAGUUGCCAAAGCUGAGGGAGUUUAGAGCACAGAUGGACUUGUUGAUCUGGGAGAUCAUCUCAAAGUUGUCCAUUUUAAAGGAGUUUGUGCUGGCCUCCAACACUGACCUUCAAAAGUUGUUUGUCGUUGCGCUAAGUAUACGCGACGCCAAGAACUGCUUCACACAGAACCAAUGCGAGCACUAUAUCAGGGCUAUGGACGAGGUGGACCCCAACCUCAAUCGCAAACUCUUUGCCACGGCGCCCAAGCCUCAAAAGCCCGUGCUGUCCAAGGCGCCACGCGAGAUCAUGGACUCGACCAACACAAUGGUCGACCACGCAAUUCAGAGCAAAUCAAUCUCAAGCAGCGACAAGGUCAGCGUGUUCCGCGAGAUGAUCUCGCAACGCGCUUUCCAGAUGAAGGAGGACCCCGUAGCAUUCCGCAACGAGCUGCUCGAGAAGCGUCGCACGCGUCUCAUCACCCAGAGCGACGACGGCGGAGCGUCGGGUCGCGAUGGCGAGAUGGGUGCUGGCGUGGGUAAACAUCACGGUGGAUCGAAGCGCAACUCGAUUGGCAACGGCUCGCCGCUCAUUCACUCUGGCUCGUACGACUCUCCAAAGUCGCCCGAGGCACUUCACAGUGGCGCUCGCACGCCUGUUGACAAGCUCAAGAGUCACUUCUUGACGCCGGGCAAGUCACGCUCAUACUCGGACGCACAGAUGGCUGUCGAACAGGCCAUCCCCAACCCUUCAGUGGAGCGCGUCAAUCGCUUCUACAAGCUGCAUCACGCAUCCUCGCCCUCGGCCUCCUCGGCCAACGUACCACUCUCAAUGGUGCCACCCGUUCUCAAUCUCAGCAGCGGCACGCUGGGCAGCAGCGAGCUGGAUGUUGCCGGAGAGUGGGAGCGAUACGACCCAAGCCAUGCUGCACAGGCUGGUUGCGGCCACCUUCAAGAGGUACGUGGCUUCAAGACUGAUGCUGGCCGUGCAUCACUCUCACUUCUGGGCGACCUGGAUCACUUCAUGGUGAAGGAUGCUCAUAACGACGACAUGUUCUUCCGUGAGGACUUCUUGCAGCGCAAUCACAUCAACUUCCUCGGCGUGAGCAAGACGGCUGACAAGACACCAGUGGCUAUCUCGAUCUGCCACUACCUGCUCGAGUCGGGCGACACCGAGCUGUUGUACAUUAUUCGAACGCAAGAGGGCGACGAGCGCCUGCGGUUCACGUUGGCGCGCACCAAGGACUGCUCGUCCAAGGACAUGAUCAAGAUGCUCAAGAAGGCGCGUCCACAGUACCAGAACUUCAAGAUCAAGGACGUGCGUGACGAGGCGCUAAUGAACCACUUGCUCGACUUUGAGGCCAAGAACACCCUACAGUGCCGCUUCAAGUUUGGCGUGCUCUAUUGUCGCGACGGCCAGACCGAGGAGAACGACCUAUACGGCAACAACCACGACGACAGCAGCCGCGACUACAACGACUUCCUCGAGGUGCUGGGCGAACGCGUCCCACUCAAGGGCUGGACGGCGUAUCGCGGCGGUCUAGACGUGCGCGAGGAUCUCACUGGCACGCACUCUGUGUUUAGAAAGUGGCGCAACUAUGAGAUCAUGUUCCAUGUGGCCACGAUGAUUCCGCCCAAGCCCGACGACGUGCAGCAGGUGGACAGGAAGCGACAUCUUGGCAACGACAUUGUUAUUAUUAUAUUCAAGGAGGGCGAUGCACCCAUCAGUCCCGCCAUCUUCAAGUCGAACUUUAAUCACAUCUUUGCCGUGGUCCAAGUGGACCGACAGCAAUCCACCCAUGGCGACACCUACUACCACCUCACCGUGGCGAGCAAAGAUGAGAUCACCUCAUUCGGUCCACAAUUCCCCAAGUACUACAGUUUCUCAAAAGAAGAGCUAAAGGAUUUCCUGAUGGCAAAGAUGAUCAAUGGAGAGAGAUGGGUACUAAACUCACCAGUGUUCUCACAUAAGAUUGUUAGGUCCAGACGCGAGUUCUUGCAGUCCUACACCAAUGACUACCUGGAUAGUUAA